AUGGUGAUCAACCCUACUUCAGCUGAUCCACAACUACUCAAUCUCACGAUAGAGACUGUUGAGAUUCCUCGGCAGUCUUCCGCAACAGAAGGAAAUUCUGCCGGCUUCUGGGGUAUAGGAGACACUACUGUGGAAAGCUUUAUUGGCACUCGUGUUCUGCUGAGGAGCCCUUACGGUGGUCGAUCGAUGACUGCAGUGUCUCCUUAUCCGUCUCUACUGUACAAGCUAAGAGCGAAGGGCCAGUGGGAUAAGGCUGUCAAAUUGUGCCGAUAUGUUAAAGUGAAAGAACUGUGGGCCACGCUGGCUGCGAUGGUGAUGAAGGUCAAUGAUGCUGGAGGCACUCUCGAAACUGCUCUGGCUGCGAUAUCUGAUGUUUGCAAGAUGUCCAUGCUGAGACACGCUAAGAACCAGCCAGAUCCGAUAGUCAAGCAAGCGGAGAUGAUGCUUCUGUCGAGACGUGCUAACGAAGCUAUACAGUUGUUGGUCGCUAAUCGGAAGAUAUACAGGGCGAUCAAAUUCAACAUCUGGCUGCACCGUUGGGAGGCCGCUCUGGACCUCGCCGUUCAGCACCGUACUCAUGUCGAUACUGUCUUAGCCUACCGCAUGAGGCAUUUGGAGGCGAUGAAACACUCGGAAAAUAAUGAAAAGUUUAAAAGAUACGCAGCAGAAGUUCCCGUUGACUGGCAGUCAGUGAAGGCCAAAAUCGCACGGGAGAAAGCGGAAGAGAGGAACAAUGGAGUCGAUACGCCAGUGACCCAGUCGAAGGCCGCACUUCCACUCGAGAUUCCUGACUCCCCAAGGAUGAAUGUCGAUUCUGACAUGUGA
Molecule: messenger RNA, 825 nt
Organism: Perkinsus marinus ATCC 50983
Lineage: Eukaryota; Perkinsozoa; Perkinsida; Perkinsidae
Exons: 6
Coding region: 1-825 (274 amino acids)
Biological process (GO): cilium assembly
Cellular component (GO): intraciliary transport particle B; cilium; centrosome
Source: RefSeq, a predicted model, not a curated record